UCGGCCAUGUGGCAUUUAAGCAACCCGGAGCCUCAUUCCACCGCUCGUUACACCCUCCGUUCGCGUCCUUGGAAUUGAAUCCUCCUUUAGCUGUGGGGAGUUCUCCGUACUCCCGAUUUAAAGGCUCGCCAUACAAAUCCAGAUUACUCGGACAGCUAACUAUACGCACCAUUGUACGCACCUGCGAAGACUCCCAGGGUGCCUGUUCCGCGCGUCGUCAUCUCCGGAGAAUUCCACACCGCGAGAGACCCUCGUACCUGUCCUCAACAUUUCGUCGCCCAACAUGGCGCCCGACCCUGAACCGCCAGACGCGCAACCCGAUGCGCCAGCUCCCUCUGAAAUAGAGACGCUCGAACUAUUCCGUCGCUCUCCGCAUCCCUAUCAUCGCCGACAGCACGACUUGCGCAACCUUCAGGCGUCCACCGAAUCCUCCAGCAACGAUUUCUCCCGAACGAGACUGCAGCCCUCGAACCGCACAAUAUCAGAUGAAGAUGGCAGGAAGCGCAGAAAAGUGACCCCGUCACCUAGCGAAAGCGGCACCGAAGCCGAUGAUGAGGGAUAUAGCUUCGUGAAGGCCCUCCCUGCGCCUCCCCUCCGGCCGCACAAAGGACUGCGUGACGUAAGGGGCACGGGAUUGAAUGGCGAAACGAGCCCCCUUCUGACGCCUUCCCAGGUAGACGAAGAAGGGCGCAAGUUUGCCGCGGGAUACUUCCGAGUGAGGAAAGAAGGCUCCCGCAGCGGAGAACCAUCGCCAACGGACGAGGAGGCUAAAGCGGCUAGGCAGAAGUACUUGAAGAGACGGCGCAAUGAGUUGAUUAGAAGGACGACCGAGACGGCAUUGCUCGCAGCAAUAAGUAUACUGGCUAUUUGUGGGUGCGGUUGCUGGGAGAUGCUACUACAAUGGCAUAGAGCAGAAUUGCUCGCGCAUGCCUGUAUCAUGAUCGGAGUGCUGGGCUUAUAUCCCCUGAGGCUUCUCUACUACUCUUGGAGCAGAGAGCCUCCAUCAAACCUCCGAUUCAGGCAACGGCUACGGAUACCAGCAGCAUUCGACCCAGCACCAAUAUUGUACCCGGCCGUCAUACCUGUACUAAUUUCCAUUUCUCUUUUCGCGACCUUUCAAAAGCCUUUGCUGCCUAAUAUACUUCUUGGAUUGGCCGCAUUACCAUCUGGAUUGGUCCCUUACGGGAACUCGCCCCUCGGCCAUUCGACGAUUCAUUGGCUUAUUUCCAUACUACCAUUAAUUGCGUCCGAGAAUACGGAUCCACCCUCAAAAGUAUUGGCACCGACGCCGUACAAGCUCAAGCCACCGCCGUCGGACAAGGGACUGCAUCCUGAAAUGCUAGCUAGCCUCUUUCCCCUCCAUCAGGCACUCCUUCCACCACUCCACUACCUGACCACUACGAGCCUGCUCCCUGCAGAGCUCCAUCUCCUCUCCAUAGGUUUGGUCAACCUUCUUCUAUUUGCAGAAUCGCCGCAAGGAGGAAUUCUUGAGACUGUUCUUUGGCUCGGCGGAGUAGGCCUCUUCGCGCUUUGCGGAAAGGUAUUGAAGUGGGGAGUGGCGCUAGCACGCAUUCCGCGUUGGAGAUUCCGACGGGCCGGCCAGAUCAUCAAAGCACGGCAAUCAUUCUUGCAGAUCCUGAAUGACAGCUUAAAGCCGCCCAGAUCGCGUAGCGCUGCCAGAGCUAUCUCUGACAGCGAUGCAGACGAAGACGACUACCUCAUCAAGCAGCCGUUGAAGAAGUCUAAGACCUUGAAGCUCAAUAUCAUGGAGUCGAUACAGCACAACCCAAUUAUGGCGAACGGAGCGGAAUCACGGUCAGCGAUUGAACCGAAGAAGACAGGGUUCGAAGAAACCGAGCACACGGCAGACGCAGCGGCAGGACCCAAAAGACGCAACACUCUUCCAAGUUUCCCUUCAGAAGACCACGUCGCUCACCAGCAUCAUUCACACCGGCGACGCGCUAAGUCAAUAGCUCAGUCUUUCCUCUCUCUUACGCCUACGCAGGCGGCUAUCAGGAAAUGGGUCUACGCUGGAUACUUUUACCUAGUAGUAGUAGCGAUGAUUCUUGGACCUAUCCGCUACGUUAUUGGAAAAUACGCUCUCCGCCACCACGAGCCCUUUGGCUGGGCAAUCGGCUAUCUAUUCGGUAAUUUUCAGCCCCUUCGCUUUGAAGUCUUCAAUUGGGAUCUAGGCUGGUGGGUUGCCCUUCCGCCAAUGCAGGACAAGGAGAACAUGGAAUGGGCUCAGCAGCUUAGUAUUGCCGAACAUCUCCGACGUGUCGUAGUCGGAGAAGCGAACGUGCGCCUGCUCCUUUGUGCAUACUUCGCCGGUAUUGUGGCAGCCGGCCUUCUUGUGGUCUUCCAGCUCUCCUCUGUAGUAGAAGUGGAUACCCGGCGCAAGGUCUUCCAUGGCAUGAUGGUCGCCAUGCUCCUACCUACGGUCUUUAUCGACCCGUGCUUUAUCUCCCUCGCCCUCGCUCUAGUCUUGGCUGUCUUCCUUCUCCUCGACCUUAUCCGCGCAUCGCAACUUCCACCCCUCUCCGGACCUAUCGCUAGCUUUCUCACGCCAUACGUCGACGGCCGGGAUCUCCGAGGUCCGGUUGUUGUAUCUCACAUCUUCCUCCUCAUUGGAUGCGCAAUCCCGCUCUGGCUCUCCCUUGCAGGUGUCGAAAGAGUUGGCGAGGAACCUUGGCAAGGUUGGGAAGUGAAGACCCGCGACGUCAGUAUGGUCGCAGGCGUGGUCUGCGUCGGCAUGGGCGAUGCCGCAGCCUCUCUCAUCGGCCGCCGUUACGGACGGCGGAAAUGGCCUUGGGCAGGUGGCAAGUCUCUCGAAGGCUCGCUCGCUUUCGCAGCUGCCGUCACGUUGGGCCUCGUCUUCGGCAAGAUAUGGCUCAUCAUUGGAUGGGGUGAUGCAAUGCAGAGGAGCCUCCUGGAGUGGGUGACUGAAGGAGUCAUUAUGGUGGCGAAGGCAGCCCUAUGUGCUGCGGGCGCGAGCUUGGAGGAGGCGGUGCUGACGGGCGGGAACGAUAAUGUGAUUGUACCGGUGGUGCUGUGGGUGUUUGUGAGAGGUGUCAGGCUUUAAUAUCGCGAUUCGAGGCGGGUCAGCCUCGUCU
Messenger RNA from Trematosphaeria pertusa, 3113 nucleotides. RefSeq lists its product as uncharacterized. Gene Ontology annotation, cellular component: endoplasmic reticulum membrane. Gene Ontology annotation, biological process: dolichyl monophosphate biosynthetic process. The transcript is spliced from 2 exons. Lineage: Eukaryota; Fungi; Ascomycota; Dothideomycetes; Pleosporales; Trematosphaeriaceae. The record is from RefSeq and is a predicted model, not a curated record. Gene Ontology annotation, molecular function: dolichol kinase activity. Bases 284 to 3082 code for a protein of 932 amino acids.